GUUCGUGAAAAAAUGACUUUGGUUUAGUUCUUCUCCAAUCUCCAUUUAUUUGACAUUGAUGACAGAUGUGACAGAAGCAAACUGCCCAAACACUGUCCGAAAAUUGUUGAAAAAUGGAAUUUAAACAAUUUUAUUUACGAUAUUAACAUAAAUUACGGCAUAUUUAACAUUCGAAGACACUUUUUGUUGUUUUGGUUUGGAAUACCGUAACAUGGCUGAUAAACUAAAGAAUAUUCCGGAGCAAAAGCUAAAAGCUUUUUCAAUCGGAACUAUGGGGAAAAGGAACCUUUCCAAAAGAGAAUUAGAAGAACAACGAAAAAGAGAGGAAGAGGAAGCUGCCGCUCAUGUAUUUCAAGAAUUCGUCGAAACCUUUCAAGAAGCUCCUAUUAACGGCAGUUCUAAGGUCUGGGUCAAAGCCGGAACAUAUGAUGCAGGGGCUAGACGAGAAGACACAAAAGAUAAGGGUAAAUUGUACAAACCAACCUCUAGAAUAACUCCUGCUCAAGAACAGAUGAGCUCUGCUGAACGAGCCCAAGCCUAUGCUAAACUGUUAUCUAAUGAUAGAAAGCCUGAGAGACUAGGAAAAAAGAAGCCUUCACAAAAAAGCAAUUUAGAAUCUUUUAUGGAAGAACUCAGACAAAUACAAGAAGAAAGGGAGGAACGACAAAAGUACAAAGGUGCUGUUAGAACACCAAUUGAAAAUGAACUGGACAUGUUGAUGCGAAGUGGAGACAUUGGUUCAUUUGAUAACGGUGAUCCUAACACAACAAAUUUAUAUUUAGGAAACCUAAAUCCAAAGAUUACAGAACAACAACUCAUGGAGCUAUUUGGGAGAUACGGACCACUAGCCAGCAUUAAAAUCAUGUGGCCCAGAUCAGAUGAAGAAAAAGCCAGAGGCAGAAACUGCGGUUUCGUAGCGUACAUGGCGAGGAAAGAUGGUGAACGUGCUUUAAAAAAUCUAAACGGAAAAGACAUCCAUGGCUACGAAAUGAAACUUGGUUGGGGCAAGGCUGUAAUAAUACCGCCUCAUCCUAUAUACAUUCCUCCCGUUUUGCUAGAGAUUGCCCAACCUCCACCUCCAUCGGGACUGCCGUUUAACGCGCAACCCGCCGCUAAAGACAAGGAAGUGCUUCCCAAGUCUCAAGAGGAGCUGAACGAGAUUCUCAGCAGAGCUGUAGUCAAAGUUGUAAUACCAACAGAUCGAAAUUUAUUAAUGUUAAUUCAUAGAAUGGUUGAAUUUGUUGUCAGAGAAGGUCCCAUGUUUGAGGCCAUGAUUAUGAAUAGGGAAAUUAAUAAUCCACAGUUUAGAUUUUUAUUUGAAAAUCAAAGUCCUGCACAUACUUACUAUAGGUGGAAAGUUUAUUCCAUUUUACAUGGCGAUUCUCAAAAGGAGUGGGGUCCUAAGGAAUUCAAAAUGUUUAAAAAUGGAUCUAUAUGGAAACCACCUAUUAUGAAUUGUUACACGACUGGAAUGCCUGAUGAGUUAGUCAGAGAAGACGAGGCUAAAGAGAAUUCAAAGGGCAGCUUGUCAAAUUCUCAGAGAGACAGGUUAGAAGACUUAAUUAGACAGUUAACUCCUGAAAAGAGCAAAAUCGGCGAAGUAAUGGUAUUCUGUAUAGAGCACAGUGAAGCGGCUGAUGAAAUCGUAGAUUGCAUAGCAGAAUCACUGGCCAAUGAAAACACUGCUUUGACCAAAAAGAUAGCAAGGUUAUAUUUAAUAUCUGACAUUUUGCACAACUGUCAGGUUAAAGUCACGAAAGCUUCCUUCUUUAGAAAAGCGUUCGAAAAUAGAUUGUUGGAUAUAUUUAAAUAUGUUAAAGAAUCUUAUGACAAAUUAGAGGGCAGAUUGCAGGCAGACGGUCUGAAAGUAAGGAUUUUAAGAACUUUAAAAGCUUGGGAAGACACAAUUUACCCUAAGGACUUUAUGAACAAAUUGAACAACACUUUCCUUGGACUUCCCGACAUAGUGGAAGAAACUGUUAGCACUAAAGAUGCAGCAGAAGAUAUUGAUGGCAAUCCUCUAGACACUCUAGAUUCCGAUGACGAUACACCCAUGGAUGGUGCUGCACUUUUAAAGGCUACAAUGAUGCAGUAUGAGAGUGCUGGUUCUGGAGAUGAAUUAGACAUUGAUGGUAAAGAAAUAAAGGACGAUCUACCAAGAAAAGAUUCCGGUUUAACUGGCUUUAUAGCUUCCAAAUGGGAAACUGUAGAUCCAGAACAAGUUGAAGCACAGGCAAUGACAACAAGCAAAUGGGACAUGUUAGAAAAUAGUCAAGAUGCUAGUCGAGAAAGCAGUUCAAAUGAAAAUCAAGAUUAUUCUGAUUACUCCGAUGUGAGAAACAUGACUGAAGAAAAAAGACAACAACUGCGUGAAAUUGAGGUAAAAGCAGUACAGUAUCAAGACGAGCUUGAAUCUGGACAAAGACAGUUAAAAAGCGGAUGGACUCUGCCACAACAAGUUGAACAUUAUAGGCGGAAGUUACUUAGAAAAUCCGAGAAAGUCAAGAAGGAGAAAGAGAAGACACCAAAGAGUGAAAGGCACAAAAGAGACUUCGAAAAAAGUGAAAGGAGAACUGCUGGUGAUAGUUCCGAUGAUGAGGCUUAUUACAAGGAACUUACUUCUAGAAAAAGUAAAAAACAUGCACGAAGUUCAUCAAGUGGUUCAACCUCCAGGCACAGAUCAAAAAGUCGUUCGCCGUCCCGAAAAAAGAGCUCCAGAGCUCUCAGUCCGCCGAGUCCCCCAAGGAUAAGAAGACAUUCUCCCGGUUCUUCCCGUUCCUCCCGUAAAAAUAAGGACUCCCUGUCUCCUACCGGCUCCAACGGUAAAUACUCGCCCAAAAGACAUAGAGUGUCUUCUCCCAGUCCCCCACCCCCACCCAGCAGGAGCAGCAAGCAUAGUCGGCGGUCCACGAGCCCCAUAAGAAGUCGACAUGCUAGCCCUCCUUCCAUCAGAUCCAAAUACCACUCCCCAGAACCUUCCAGCAGAAAGCACAGACACAAACAUAAACACUAGUGAAUGUAUUAUAGUGUGAAAUUGAUAUUUUUGUUUAUCUUUGUACAUAAAUGCAAUACACCUUUUUUUAAAUAUGCAUUUUGUUUAAUUGUAUUAUUUGAUUCUAUUUUAUAGAAAUGGUACCCUAUUGUGUACAUACCAUUUGUAUUGUGUUUUACAAAUUGAAU
This is a messenger RNA of Psylliodes chrysocephalus, 3180 nucleotides long. NCBI's taxonomy places the organism in Eukaryota, Metazoa, Arthropoda, Insecta, Coleoptera, Chrysomelidae. The record is from the annotation of a GenBank genome assembly.